GCCCGGGAAGAAGGGAAUUACUGACUCCGCAUUCACUCACCGGCUCCUUUAGAGCCAAGCCGUCUGUAGCGCAGGGCCCAACCCUGUCCCGGCUUCUUCAAGACCCUCGGUCUCCCAGGCAAAGCCUUCCGCUCGGCGCUCUACUCCUCUCCCUGCUCAGGGCCCUCCCCCCUCCCCUAGUCCUAUGACUUCCGUUUGCCUGGUCGGCUGGGAAACCUCUGACUUCCGGCCGCGCAGCGGUGGGCGGAGCCAAGAUGGCUGAGGAGAGACUUGCGACGAGAACUCAAUUUUCUGCAUCUGCUGAAUCUCAAAAACCCCGGCUGAAAAAAGCUCCAGAGUUUCCUAUUUUGGAGAAGCAGAACUGGUUGAUACAUCUUCACUAUAUCCGGAAGGAUUAUGAAGCGUGCAAGGCUGUUAUCAAAGAACAGCUUCAGGAGACUCAGGGGUUAUGUGAAUAUGCUAUUUAUGUCCAAGCAUUGAUAUUUCGCCUGGAAGGAAAUAUCCAAGAAUCCCUAGAACUCUUCCAGACGUGUGCUAUUCUCAGCCCUCAAUGUGCUGAUAACCUCAAGCAGGUGGCCAGAUCUUUAUUUCUUUUGGGAAAACAUAAAGCUGCCAUUGAAGUAUAUAAUGAAGCAGCUAAACUUAACCAGAAGGAUUGGGAGAUCUGUCAUAACCUAGGAGUUUGCUACAUUUAUCUGAAACAGUUCAACAAGGCACAAGACCAGCUGCACAACGCACUACAUCUUAACAGGCAUGAUCUGACUUACAUAAUGCUGGGGAAGAUCCACUUGCUGGAGGGAAACUUGGACAAGGCCAUUGAAAUCUACAAGAAAGCAGUGGAGUUCUCACCAGAAAAUACAGAACUUCUUACAACUUUAGGCUUACUCUACUUACAGCUUGGCAUUUACCAGAAGGCAUUUGAACACCUUGGAAAUGCACUGACUUACGACCCUACCAACUACAAGGCCAUCUUGGCAGCAGGCAGCAUGAUGCAGACCCAUGGGGACUUUGAUGUUGCCCUCACCAAAUACAGAGUUGUAGCUUCUGCUGUUCCAGAAAGUCCUCCACUCUGGAAUAACAUUGGAAUGUGCUUCUUUGGCAAGAAGAAAUACGUGGCAGCUAUCAGCUGCCUGAAACGAGCCAACUACUUGGCACCCUUUGAUUGGAAGAUUCUGUAUAAUUUGGGCCUUGUCCACCUAACCAUGCAGCAGUAUGCAUCAGCUUUCCACUUUCUCAGUGCAGCCAUCAACUUCCAGCCAAAGAUGGGGGAGCUCUACAUGCUCUUGGCCGUGGCUCUGACCAAUCUGGAAGAUACAGAGAAUGCCAAGAGAGCCUACGCAGAAGCAGUCCGCCUGGAUAAGUGUAACCCUUUAGUAAACCUGAACUAUGCUGUGUUGCUGUACAACCAGGGCGAGAAGAGGGGUGCCCUGGCCCAGUAUCAGGAGAUGGAGAAGAAAGUCAACCUACUGAAGGACAGUAGCUCUCUGGAAUUUGACUCUGAGAUGGUGGAGAUGGCCCAGAAGUUGGGAGCUGCUCUCCAGGUUGGGGAGGCACUGGUGUGGACUAAACCAGUUAAAGAUCCCAAAUCAAAGCACCGGAGCACUUCAGCCAGCAAAGCCGCCAAUUUCCCGCAGCCUCUGGGCUCUAAUCAAGCUCUAGGACAGGCAAUGUCUUCAGCAGCCGCAUACAGGAAGCCCCCCUCAGGUGCUGGAGGAACAUCCCAGCUCACAAAGCCACCAUCUCUUCCUUUGGAGCCAGAGCCCACUGUGGAAGCACAUCCAACUGAAGCAUCAGCACAAAUAAGAGAAAAAUAGGAGUAAGAUGAUCCCAGAGUAGGAGUUUCUUUGGCAAGGAUGUACCAGAUUAGGAAAGGUCACAUGACCCAGGCAGGAUGGAGGCCAGUAUGUUCCCUGGGCACCUCGAAAUUAAAAUGCAGAACACAGAGUAUUUUAUGAUGAUCAUGAGGAGGCUGAGGCCUGUGCAGCCCCCUGGUGGCCCCAUCAGCCAAGAAGUUGAGAGAAGACAGCCCAGACAGGUCCUUUAAGAACUGAGAGCAAGGCUCAUGGCUCUAUGUAUGUAGUUCCAAGGGCCAGUGGGGCGCGUGACACUGUUUGCUUUUGAAAGGACUUUUAUCUCCUGGCUGACUGACCCCUUCCUUUGUGGGGGGAGAGUCUGAGAUAGACCUCUGCUCAGUAGCCCUGUCAUGACGAAGCCUUGGCUUAGCUGCGGUGAUCCUCAGGCUGUAGGGUAUUAUCAGCCCUCAGGGCAAGCACAAAUCUUGGGUUAAUAAUCCAGCUCUAAUAGUCUGCAUCUGAAAAAAAAAAAACAAUGAAAAGAAGCUCUGUAAACUGAGGCCCAGCCUGUUGAGUAUCCCAGCUGCACUUGCCCAAGGGAAUCCAGAACAAGUCCCUAUAUCUUUUUCUUGAGAGAGGUCGGAGUGUAGAGCCAGAACAUGUCCCUAUGAUAAGGAGUAGGAAUGAUGGGCUGGUCUGGUAUCAGCACCAAGG
Messenger RNA from Ceratotherium simum simum (southern white rhinoceros), 2507 nucleotides. It is a transcript of the gene BBS4, whose product is annotated as Bardet-Biedl syndrome 4. Gene Ontology annotation, biological process: protein localization to cilium; cilium assembly. The record is from RefSeq and is a predicted model, not a curated record. Gene Ontology annotation, molecular function: protein binding. Gene Ontology annotation, cellular component: ciliary basal body. NCBI's taxonomy places the organism in Eukaryota, Metazoa, Chordata, Mammalia, Perissodactyla, Rhinocerotidae.